AGUGUGAUUGUAAAUUUUAUCAACCAUCAAGUCAUCGAUUAUCGACUUAAAUACAUUUGUUUUUUGCAAAUAUUAAAUAUGAGUUCCGGUUUUAUAUCAGAGUCAGAAAUAUUAGAGGCCAGACGGCGACGUCAGGAAGAAUGGGAGAAAGUCCGGACUGAAGAUCAACCUAAAGAAGCUCCAGAGGAGGCAUAUGACAAUCGGCCACUGUUCCAGCGGCUAGAAGAACAGAGAUUGAAGAAAGAGGCAGAAUUUGAGGAGGCACAUAAACUUAAGAAUAUGAUCAGAGGUCUGGAUGACGAUGAAGUUGGUUUCCUAGACCUCGUGGAGCGUACUAAAGCUGAAGUCGCUCAACAGAUUAGCAUUGAAGAAAAGAAGGAGAUGCAAGAAUUCAGGGAAAGAGUCUCGAAUUUGGCAGAAAGUGAGGAAUUGACGCGGCUGAGAGCACAACUAGCCCCCGCUCGGAGCACGCAGACCACAGCUCAAGCACAGAAGAAUAAGUUACAAGGGGUCGUAGUAAGGAAGCGAAAAGCGAGUGACAUGGACGGUGAUAAGGAAAAGGGAUCGCCCCCACCCAAAAAUGGAGUUGUUCACCAUAAUAGCAGUGCUGAUCAGAACGGUCUGUCAUCACCGGGGGAGACGAUGGGAGCUCUGCGGUGUGUCGGCGUGCUGCCCGGCCUCGGUCACUACGAUACGGAUACGUCGAGUGACACGGACGACUCCAGUGAUAAUGAUUCUACUGACAAGUGCUGUUUGAAAAGGGAUCUCCUCGGUCGCAGGCCGGACCAGACGGGCGAAGGGAAACGGAAGGAGGAGGAGAAGAGUUAAAUUUAAUUUUGAACUUUAUUUCUUGUGUAGUAAAGUUGUAAUUGCAUUAAAUAGCACAUAGAUAUAAAACGCCCAUUGGCAAUUUUCGAUUGUUUGUUAUGUAAGGCUGGUUUUUCUUGAUAAGGUAUCUCGUAUAAUUUAAUAAAUAUGUGUACAUUUAUGUUGUAAUAUAAAUACUGAAAUUUGUUAUUUGUAUAUCUAUAUAUAUAAUAAAAAUUUGUAUUUCAAUUAUUUAGUAGAAAAGUAAUACUUUAGCAGAGGUCUGUCCGCAGCGUUGUGUCUUAAUGGCAGUUUUUAAAUAAUUAUUGUAUUAUAAUCUACUUAUGCCCGGUUCUCGAAGUUUUGCCCAUUAAAUAUAUUAGUCGGUCAACAACAGGUCUCCCGCGAAACUUUGCGUUUAUUGAAAAGUUUUUUUUGGAUUUUCGAAACCUGUCACAGGUUUUGUUUGUUUUGUUUUUGUCAGGUUUAAUUUAAUUGUAAACCAAAAGUCACUUAUCUACACUUGGCGCGAAAAUGAUGAAACCUUUUUGGAAUUAAGUUUUUAAUGUUAAGUACAUUACUUCAGUUACAAUAAGAGUUUUUGAAUAACAAUUUACUUUAAUUUUUACGUUAUUAAUGUUUUUUUUUUUUAUAAAGACGUAGUCCGCCCUCUGACCGGCCCGUACCUUCUGUCCUCUC
This is a messenger RNA of Vanessa atalanta (red admiral), 1506 nucleotides long. Its product is annotated as PSME3-interacting protein. NCBI's taxonomy places the organism in Eukaryota, Metazoa, Arthropoda, Insecta, Lepidoptera, Nymphalidae. The transcript is spliced from 7 exons. Gene Ontology annotation, cellular component: nucleus. The record is from RefSeq and is a predicted model, not a curated record. The coding region runs from base 79 to 828 and encodes 249 amino acids.